Messenger RNA from Thunnus maccoyii (southern bluefin tuna), 4463 nucleotides. RefSeq names its product clathrin coat assembly protein AP180-like. Bases 836 to 2962 code for a protein of 708 amino acids. Gene Ontology annotation, cellular component: synaptic vesicle; extrinsic component of presynaptic endocytic zone membrane; clathrin-coated pit. The transcript has 25 exons. The record is from RefSeq and is a predicted model, not a curated record. Gene Ontology annotation, biological process: clathrin coat assembly; synaptic vesicle budding from presynaptic endocytic zone membrane; clathrin-dependent endocytosis. Lineage: Eukaryota; Metazoa; Chordata; Actinopteri; Scombriformes; Scombridae. Gene Ontology annotation, molecular function: SNARE binding; phosphatidylinositol-4,5-bisphosphate binding; 1-phosphatidylinositol binding.
UUGACCCCAUGUCGACUCCCCUUUAAGAGACGUGGGAUGGGACGUGGUCUGUCACCCAACCCUGUCCAAGCACCCGCUGGGGGGAGGAGAGUCUAGAUGGACAUAUAGAUAGGCAAAUAAAUAAACAAGCGACAGGAGGAGGGGGGAAGGAGAAUAGGAAAUUCUGUCUUUUCCUCUUCCCGAGCAUCUUGCGCUGCGCAGUAUUGGCGACACCAACGGGGAGCGGUGCGCAUUUUUUCUGUCGAUCCGAGGAGAGGACGACAGUAGCCUAUCUGAAGCGGCACUUCUGAGCCCAAACGAACAGAUCAAAGCGGACAGAAACACCGCAGUCUGACAGACCAAGGGGAUACUGUGGGGGUUUUUUUCUCUCUGAAAGUAAUAUUUUUUCAUGCACAGGCGCUUGAGGGAGGCAGUCAAACCCGGUGCCCUCUCCAAACGGGAUAUUUGACCGACCUAUGGAGAGUUGAUUUACAUCCCUUAAUUUUGCAAAAAAUAUAUUUGGACAAUCAGAGGAGCCUCGCUUGCUCAGCAUUUUUUAAUUAGCUUGUUUUUUAAAAUAUUGCUGCGGGGCAAGGAAAUAGCUUUCAUUGCCAGUUGAGUGUUACAUAACCGUGUGGCUUUAGCUGUCCAAGGUGCUGAACUGACAGCUAUAACGGGACGAGCCGAAGGGAAUUCACAGCCUUGCAAGGUCACAGGCCUAUCAAUCGGGGGAAAGCACCAGGAUCCGCUCACUGAACCACCGGGAAGCAGCUGGGUUUUAUUCAUAUCCUUUUUUUUUUAAAAGUCGCCCCGUGGUGAAAUACAUUCCUGAGGUGGUCGAUUCAACGGAGAGAAAAUGUCGGGGCAAACGCUCACGGAUCGCAUUGCCGCUGCGCAAUACCAGCUAACGGGAUCAGAUAUGGCCCGAGCUGUCUGCAAAGCCACCACUCAUGAAGUGAUGGCGCCCAAGAAAAAGCACCUGGAGUACCUGGUGUCAGCCACCAAUACCACCAACGUGAACAUCCCUCAGAUGGCUGACACGCUGUUUGAACGGGCCACCAAUGCCAGCUGGGUGGUCGUUUUCAAGGCCCUUGUCACCAGUCAUCACAUGUGUGUCCACGGCAAUGAGAGGUUUAUUCAGUACUUGGCUUCCAGGACCUCCCUGUUCAACCUCAGCAAUUUCAUUGACAAAACGGGCUCUCACGGCUACGACAUGUCUACAUUCAUCAGACGGUAUGGACGAUACCUGAACGAGAAAGCUUUCGCUUACCGCCAGAUGGCUUUUGACUUCACCAGAGUCAAGAAGGGUGCUGAGGGUGUGAUGAGGACCAUGACCACUGAGAAGCUGUUGAAAGGGAUGCCUGUUCUGCAGACUCAGAUUGACACACUCCUGGAGUUUGAUGUUCAUCCCAAGGAGCUGAACAAUGGGAUCAUCAAUGCUGCAUUCUUGCUUCUCUUCAAGGAUCUGGUCAAACUGUUUGCAUCCUACAAUGACGGAAUCAUCAACCUAUUAGAGAAAUACUUCAAGAUGAAGAAGAGUGAUUGUAAGGAGGCCUUGGAGAUCUACAAGAGGUUCCUGACCAGGGUGACAAAGAUUGGGGAAUUCAUGAAGCUGGCUGAGACAGUUGGAGUUGACAAAAACGACAUUCCUGACAUCAACUAUGCUCCCAGCAGUAUCCUGGAGUCUCUGGAAACACACAUGAACGGUUUGGAGGAUGUAAAAGGUGGAAAGAAGGGUGAAGGGUCUCCAACAAAGGGGUCUCCGACAAACAAUGUGUCUCCAACGUCGACCCCAGCCAAAUCUUCAAAUGCUGUUCCCACACUGCAGCCUCCUCCUGGGGAGAGUGCUGCUGCCGCUGCUGCAGCUGCCCCAGAGCCAGCGGAAGAUUCUUUGUUGGACCUGGAUCCACUCUCCUCUUCGGGUCCCUCUGUAACAUCAGCUGCCCCCACGUCCUGGGGAGACCUUCUUGGAUCAGAAAUGGGCGAUUCCUUGCUAUCCGAACCCACCCUCACGGCAGAGCCCGCCCCCUCCUCUGCAGCAGCAACGCCCACUCCUGCAGCGGCAGAGCCUGGAGUCUCUCUAGCUCCUCCCACUAGCACAGCAGCCGCCGCCUCCCCCGGCGCCACCAAUAUGGAUCUGUUGGGAGAUGCCUUUGCAACACCUGCUCCUGCCACUGAGGCCUCUGCAGCAGCAGCUGAAGGUGGGGCUGCAGCUACGUCCGCCCCAGCCGCCAACACUGGAGCUGACCCCUUCGCUUCCUCAGAUGGUAGCACCAACGCGACAUCUUCAGGUCUAGACCUUUUCAGCAUGAUGACAGUGGAGAAUAAUAACCCGGGUAGUUCGCUGGAUGCCUGUUUUAGCUCUGUGGUGCCCCAGCCUUCCCCUUCUGCUUCCCCUUCACCGCUCUUCACCUCCGCAUCCAGCACCAUCAUCACCACUGCAACCAUUUCAGCUCCAGUAGCCCCCAGCGCCACAAACCCCGCAACUGACCUUUUCAGUGCAGAUGUAUUCAGCUCCCCUGCCCCCAUCCUCACCUCCGCACCCCCACCCAAAAUUGACACGGGAGCCAUCAUGAACCUGUUUGGUGAGUCCACAGGAGGAGAUGCCCCAGCUGCUGCUGCCGCUGCUGCUCCUGCUGCCCCCGGCACAGAGCUCAUGUCAGUAUUUGAUGGACUAGGGGAUGUAAUGAAGCCCACUGUGACCCCUCAGGCGGGUGACGUUGACACCUCCAUGGCUAACAUGGCAAGUAAUCUCACAAUGGGAACCUCAGCGGCCCCACAGGUAGCUCCCCCCAGUUGGGGUGCUCCCAUGCCCGGGGCACCAGGCGUUGGAGCUCCCAUGAUGCCCAUGGUUAGGCCAGGCUUCCCUGCCACCGGAGCGACCCCUGGAGCACCGAUGUCUCCUGGAGUGGCCCAGAGCCCCAGAAAGCCUCCACCACCCAGGAACGCUCUGGAUGACCUUAACAUUAAGGACUUCAUGUAGACUGACUGACCCGUAAACCCCCAAGGUUUGUCAUUGUGUCUGGAGCUCUGUGGAUGUGGAUGUCUGCACUUCCCCACUGCCUUCCCUCAGUCAUGCCCCAGCCCUUCAGCCAUUCAGCCAUCAUCUCUACGACCUUUACCCUCCGACCUCCUACCAGCCGCAGCCCCUGAAACAAUCUGCCCUCCUUAUCUAAUGUUGUAGCACAACUGUGAAUGUGAACCCUAGAUACAGAAAAACAAAAUUCCGUUUAUGUGUGUGUGGGUGUGCGUGUAAAUCAGUGUUAACCUUUACUUAAUAUACUAUUGAAAAAUGAACAAAAAAAAUUAAUAAAUGUGUAUUUAGAUUCAUUCUGGAUUUCCGCAUAUCAGCUGACUUGGAAUGAUGGAUAUGUGUUGGUUUCUUUGCGCAUCUCCCAGACAAGGACUGUGUUGUUAAAUGUGGACUGUGUUCGGUGUGUGUAACUUCACUGGCCAACCCCCACUCCGACUCCUCUAUCCCUGUUGUCCGAACUAAUACUGAGCUAUGUUUAUGCCAUUUAAAACUUGGUUGUACCUAUAUCUGCUUGGCCGUCCAUCCUCCCGCCUGUCUACUUUUUUGGAGAACAACUUUCAAUCAAAACGUUACCUGAAAAUAACUUGCACUGCAAAUCUGGACUUAUCAUCGAACACCUCAAACAGUUGUUCAGUUUCGUUUUUACUUUAUCUUUUUUUUAGGGAUUGUAUGAAACAUGCAAAAACUGUGUUCAAACAUAUGCAUUUUUGAUGAUAGAUUACAUAUUUUCUUUAAUCUUUAUUUUCAAAGAAAAAAAAUGUAUCAUAUAUUUUUAGUUAUGUCAACUUAUAUAGUUGGAAAAAAAAAAGGCAAGUAGAUUCAAAAAUUUCCCGCCUUCUUUGUACAUACCUCUCAGUCUGUUAUCAGAGGCAGUAUUGAAAGGAAACUUGGCCAUGAGUGUUUACGGUUGCGCCCUCUGCUGGUGUGGAGUGACGCUGCAUCGUAGCAUGCAACACAGGUCAACCUGGAAUGCAUUCUAAUACUCUCAAAGAGCUCCUUUCCUUGUCUGUCUCCACACAUGCUGACAUUUGACUUAAUGUUCAGGUGGAAAUCAAAGACACAAGGAGGCAUCUGUGUAUGUGAUUGGCCUCAGUCCUCUGUGGGUCAUUUGUGACGCAGCGAUCGGUACAUUUUGCUCGUGUGCUGUCACUGGAAAGUCUUGAGGACUCUCACUGUAAAGCACUGAAGUAUACGCUGGAUGUUCUGUGUGUUGUUUAUUUCCAAAAGUGACUGUAUCUUAAUCCAUUGUGGCAUUGCAAAGUGUUGAAAGAAAAAUAAAGAUGACUAUGACACAUAAAAACAAAAAGAAUGUGGAUAAAUAAUGUUUGCUAAGUAUUCAUAUGAAGGCUGUGUUGUUGUUUUUUUUUCGGGGGGUUAUAAUGGAUGGCAUCGUCCUCCCUCCCUCGCCCCCACCUGCAUGUGAGUCCAAAUGAGAUGCAAUAAAAUACAA